GUCGGCCAGCCGGGAACCUGCUGCUGCUGUGUACUGCUCUCCCUACACGCUGAUCAGAACAGGCAGCACCCAAGUAAGCACCGAGUUAGAACCAUGGCAAAGGCAAGCUGCGUGAUGACGAGCGACGAGGAGGGGCUUACCGGAUCUCUGAUGCUUUCACAGGCCCAGGAGGAAGCCCCCACCAUCAUUUCGGGAGAGAUAGCAGGCAUGAGGCCGGGCCGACACGGCAUCCGCGUGCACGUUUUUGGGGAUUUUUCCGAGGGUUUGGUAAGCGCGGGAGGCAUCUUCAACCCGUUCAGCAAGAAUCACGGCGCUCCGGACGACGAGGACCGAAUGGUGGGGGACUUGGGGAACAUAGACGCGGAUGAUGCUGGCGUGUGCAAGGUGCACUUGGAAGACCGAAUGGUGAGGCUUAUCGGGCCCCACUCCAUCAUCGGGCGGUCUAUCAUCAUCACUGCAGGGGAAGAUGACCUUGGCCGGGGUGGCCACGAGUUGUCUCUCACAACGGGUAACGCGGGAGCCAGGGUGUGCGGCGGCGUGGUGGGCAUUGCGGCCUCCAAGUAGACAGACAAGGACGGCAGAAGCGAUUGGAAUGCCUCCCAAGUUUUUCAUAGUUGGUGGGACCUUNGGGGGGGGGGGGGGGGGGGGGGGGGGGGGGGGGGGGGGGGGGGGGGGGGGGGGGGGGGGGGGGGGGGCGGGGAGAACAGCAGGCUAGCGAACCGGAGGCGGAGAGGGCGGCGCCCUAGAUCUAGAUAUGGACGGGUUGUCAUUCGACUGCCAAAAAAUGAAGAGAAGGUGCCAGGAGUCUUCAUGCGCUGUUGUUGUUUGAUCCAUCACGACCACCGUCGCAUGAUGGCUGUCGGGUGCCAGCCUUUGUCGUAGGGACUGGAAGUUUUGUGUUUCGUCGAAGGUUAUGGCGAGUACCGCAGUUGGGCUGGGCAGUCGCAUUGAACCCCUCCGGGCCGUGGUUGUUUUUUUGGGGCGUUUUCGCUGCCUGAUAGUCCAGCACUUAACGAAAUGCCAGUGUUGCCCCCCGCCCCCCCCUCCACUCGGCCUGGUCGCUUUGAGUUGAUGUGUGUGCCACGAGGUACAAAAGUGAGUUGUGACGUAUGCGUACGUGUUGGUGACUCUUGCUUGUUCGCUACACUAGCAAUAUUCCCCGACGCUUGUAUCGUUGAUUGUGUCCCGUGGGGAGAGGGGGUUGGUGGUCGAGCGCUAUUGCGCCGCUCGUGGCUGCAUGCACCCACGGGUAGUGCAGGUGUUAGCGACAGUGGACCGAGAAUGCGCCAUUGCAAUGGAGAAGUUUUGGUUUGGACGAGUCCUUUAGCAUGUGGACCCGAUCGAAUCCUCCCCCACACGAGACAGUAUGCCUGUGGUUUUUCGUGAGCGGAAGGUGCCCUGGGCGUUCCAUGCACGCAGAGACCUUUAUAACGCACGAGAACCGAACGAGAUUCGCGACGGGUUGUGCGCCUGGCGCCGUUCUUCGAGAACCGUUAA
Messenger RNA from Ectocarpus sp. CCAP 1310/34, 1497 nucleotides. The record is from the annotation of a GenBank genome assembly. Lineage: Eukaryota; Phaeophyceae; Ectocarpales; Ectocarpaceae.